AUGUUAUUUGUAGAAGCAUCAUCAAAAGUGAUUGGAUCAUAUAAAUAAAAAGCCUAAAUUUGUUUCCAAGAAAUUUAAUAAGAAAUAGAAGUAAAUCCCUUAAUUGUUAUUAUAGUCAUCCUACAAUGGAAUAAAUGAUGUUAUUGAUAAAAAGUUUGCAUUUUCUGAUUUAGGUGGAGCUAAAAUGUCGACAUCACCCAUUAACGUAUAAAUUAAAAGUUUAGAAAUACCUUCUUAACUAAAUUUUUUAAAAUGA
Paramecium sonneborni is the source of this 256-nucleotide messenger RNA. Lineage: Eukaryota; Ciliophora; Oligohymenophorea; Peniculida; Parameciidae. The record is from the annotation of a GenBank genome assembly.